GACCAUAACCACCUCCUCCUUACCCCUCGUCCCCCCUGGAUCGACGCAUCAAGAAGGAAGGAGGAAGAGAGAUCCCGCAUGAGGCCAGCUAGGGGCUACCAAGGCUAGGCUAGGGCAUGGAGUCCUCCUCGGCGCGAGGUGGCGACGGGAGGUGGUACAUAGGUAUGUCCGCUGACAACAUCAAGGGCCUCAUGCUCUCACUCUCCUCUAGUCUCUUCAUCGGCGCCAGCUUCAUCAUUAAGAAGAAAGGCCUCAAGAAGGCUGCCGCCUCCUCCGCUCUUCGGGCUGGGGUCGGUGGCUAUUCUUAUUUGUACGAGCCUAUUUGGUGGGUUGGCAUGAUAACAAUGGUUGUUGGGGAAGUUGCAAACUUUGCAGCUUAUGCAUUCGCACCAGCUAUUCUGGUCACUCCUCUUGGCGCUCUCAGCAUUAUCAUCAGUGCUAUACUUGCGCGUGUAAUGCUGCGUGAGAAGCUACACAUAUUUGGCAUUCUUGGUUGCAUCUUAUGUGUUGUGGGAUCCAUCAUAAUUGUCCUUCAUGCCCCAGCGGAGCGUGAAAUUGAGUCAGUGACAAAAGUGUGGGAUUUGGCUACUGAACCAGCCUUCAUAUGCUAUGUUGCAGUAGUACUUGUUGUAGUUGCCAUACUUGUUUUUCGAGUUGUUCCACUUUACGGGCAAACACAUGUCAUGGUGUAUAUUGGUGUUUGCUCUCUUGUAGGCUCUAUCUCGGUUAUGAGUGUGAAGGCACUUGGUAUAGCUUUGAAGUUGACCUUUGGUGGAAUGAACCAACUUAUAUAUCCACAGACAUGGGCUUUUACUUUGGUUGUCUUCUCAUGCAUCAUCACCCAAAUGAAUUACUUGAACAAGGCACUUGACACCUUUAAUACUGCAGUUGUGUCGCCAAUUUAUUAUACCAUGUUCACAUCCUUAACCAUACUGGCUAGUGUCAUCAUGUUUAAGGACUGGGACAGGCAAAAUCCAACACAAAUUGUGACAGAGACGUGUGGCUUUGUGACAAUACUUUCUGGAACAUUUCUACUUCAUAAAACGAAGGACAUGGCCGAUGGGCUUUCAGCUUCAUCGUCGUUCCGCCUUCCAACCUCUUCAGCAUUUCGAUUCUCCAAGCAAACAGACGAAAAUGAAGGAACUCCUCUUAGAUCGUCAGAAUCGUUCCGUUCACCACCUUAAUGUCCGUUUGUUGAUGAUUAAGUUGCAUGGUUAGGGUCGGUCAUGGUAUACACAAAACAUACAAGCUUUUACUCAAAAGACGAGUCUCUUUUUUGGAUACAAUAUUACAUACGUGGUUAUUGUUUGGCUUUUUAAAAAAAA
This is a messenger RNA of Oryza brachyantha (malo sina), 1325 nucleotides long. Its product is annotated as probable magnesium transporter NIPA4. The record is from RefSeq and is a predicted model, not a curated record. Bases 117 to 1184 code for a protein of 355 amino acids. The transcript has 9 exons. Gene Ontology annotation, cellular component: membrane. Gene Ontology annotation, biological process: magnesium ion transport. Lineage: Eukaryota; Viridiplantae; Streptophyta; Magnoliopsida; Poales; Poaceae. Gene Ontology annotation, molecular function: magnesium ion transmembrane transporter activity.